AACUACGGAAAAUAGCAAAAGAACCAGACAUUGCUAUAUACAUAGACACAAUGUACUGGUUUGCAGCAGGAAAUUCAUGGGAAGAACUGUAUGAAACCACAAAAGACAACAAAGUACAACUAUUUUACUUAAAUGACAUACCAGAUACAGUAAUAUUAGGAAGCGGAAUAGAUCGAUAUGAGCAAAUAGAACAUGGACAAUUACCUGUAUCAGUAAUUGAACAUGUGAUAACACAAGGAAAAGAUAUCAUAAUAGAAACACCAAAUCCACGACAAUGGAAAAAAGAGAUUCUUAAUUUAAGAAAAAGAUUUAAGGA
Molecule: messenger RNA, 316 nt
Organism: Ambispora gerdemannii
Lineage: Eukaryota; Fungi; Glomeromycota; Glomeromycetes; Archaeosporales; Ambisporaceae
Source: the annotation of a GenBank genome assembly